GCUCGGUUUCGGUUUCAGUUCGUAGUCUGUAUUCUUUUCAAGCUUGUAUGAAGCAUAACGGUUUCUAGCGGGGUCGAUUCGUCGUGAUAGGCUUGAAGACAACAAAGAUCGCUCACAUUGAUCUAGUGUUUCAGCCUCCACCGAUUUGUAGAGGUGGAUUGGAGCAGCCGAAGUUUUGGAGUUGUGUGGAGGUAUGGAAGGCAGAGGACCAGAUGGAGGGGACGAUAUUGAUCCUGCAAUGCGUUGGCUGUCGGAAAUGUCUUUGCAGCCGGACUGGUUGGAAGAAUGUGGCUUUGGCGAGCAGACACCGGGUUUGUGCUAUAUAAUGGAGGAUGAAGAAGGCGAUGUCUUGGGAGCUGCAACGAGGCCUGGAUUGUCCCUCUUUGGUUCCGAAGCUGUGGAAAAUCCUUCAAGUGGUUCCAAAAAUGGCGCUGGAAUGAAAAGUACAUGCGCGGAUGUUGUCUUUUUUGUCGGUGGAUCUGUAUGGACGUUGGACUGGUGUCCUCGUAGACCCGGAUGGUCGUCUCAGGUCAUUCAGAAUGAGUUUCUUGUGGUAGGAGCACACCCAAGACAAUCGCCACAUCAUAGGCUCGGCGAAUCAUUGCAUGGGAAAGGUUUGUUGCAAAUAUGGGCAAUUGAUCUCAGGCCAGGGAAGUCGACUUUGGUCGACGAGAACAAUGGGGGUGAUGCCAUGUCAAAUACUCCUUUGGAUGAGGGUUCAAGAGGUGGAAGGCUUAAAGGUCGAGGGGGAAAGUGGGGCAGAGGCAAAGAAAGGAGAGCUACAUAUGAUGGCUUCUCAGAUGAAGAGCCAAAUAUAAGUGCUUCUCCAGUGGAUACUUACACGACCUUGACUGGUUUCAAUUUGACUAAGGGUGGGAGAGAGAAAGCACGAGGGAAGGGAAGAGGGAAAGGGAGAGGUCGUGGAAAGACCACCUUAAAGUCCUCUGAACUCGAGGCUGAAACUUCUGAUGCGGAAGACGUUGGUCCUGCUGAUAACAUUAAACCAGGGUCUCCACCUGAAACAUUGCUUGUCUAUGUAAAGGGCAGAGCAAAAUCUAAGCGGGAUGCAGCCUCUCGUUCAUCUCAUAAGAAUUCUCUCUCAAAGUCUCCUGAAGUGCUGCCAAAGAUGAUCUUAGGUAUUGUACAUGAAGGUGAAGUUACAUGGGAUGCAAAAUGGCGACCUGUGGCAGAGGUGGAUAGCACUUGCGAGUCUACGGAAGAUUUGGAUGGUCGAGCGAGCAUAAGACUCGGUUUUCUGGCUGCUAUUUUGGGAGAUGGAUCAGUUCAAGUAUUUGAUGUUCCAUUACCAAGUAUCUGGGAGUUAUCUGGAAUUUACCAGUUGGAGAAAAAGGAAGAUGAACCCCCGAUCAUAAAAAUAAAUCCAAUCUUCCACAGCUCAGAACUUCAAAGCAACGGACAUAAGAGCAUCCCACUUGCUGUGGAAUGGUCUACGUGGGCCCCACAUGAUAUGCUGCUUGUCGGCUGCCACGAUGGAACUGUGGCUGUCUUCAGAGUUUUCCCAUAUCCUACACCUCUUGAAGAGAGUAGGCCGCUCCUUUUCUUCACAGCUGAUUCUAUGACAUUACGAACAAUUGCUUGGGCACCUGGAGGCUGUGGUUCCGCUGGACAGCAUUUGAUAGCCACAGCUGGACACAGUGGCUGGAUACGAUUCUGGGAUCUGAGAGACCCCUACCAACCUGUUUAUGAGUUGCAAAUAUCGCGAGGUGUUGUCACGGGCAUUGACUGGGUGUCGGACCCGAGGUGUAUGCUGAUAACAAUGGACGACGGUUCUGUGCGAGUCUUGUCUUUGGAUAAAGCUGCCACAGACACUGCAGUUACAGGAAAACAUUACACGGGCACGCCGACCCAGGGUCUUGCGAGUUACUAUGCAUCCUAUUAUGCAAUGUGGGGUGUACAUGUUUCUCGAGCGUCAGGUUUGGUGGCCUAUUGUGGCACUGAUGGCAACGUCCUUCAAUUUCAGCUGACAGAGAAGGCACUUAUCAAGGAGGGCUCCCGCUACAGGCAACCGCAUUAUCUCUGUGGAGCGUUUGCUGCAGAUGCAGAGACGGGACCUGUGUAUAUAAUCUCCCAGAACCCUUUAUUCACACGUAGCUCGCAAAAAGCAGCUUUAGUCCAGCUUACUCCCCAGUUUAGGCGUGAUUUUUUAACGCGACGGAACGCCGUGCUGAAGUCGCAUGUAGCAGGUUCAGGGUUUAUUCCUAGUGGCAAUCCGCUUGACAUGGAAAAACCGGGCAACAAGAAGAAGAAACCCGAGGACAAGCCCAGUGGCUCCAAACCCAAAAAGAUAAAGAAAUCCCUGGCUAUUUUAGAGGAGACGAGCGCUCUUGGUGAGGAUCCUCAAGAGGAGAGCGAGCCUUCGGCAGAAUUUCAGAACCCCACGGGUGGUGUUCAAAACCUGCCUCUACGUGUUGUAGCUGUGCAGCGCUUGCGUUGGAAUUGUAAUAGAGGAAAGGAAAAUUGGUUAGCUUUUGGAGGUGCUGCUGGUAUCAUUCGCUGCCAGCACGUUCUGCCGAAAGAUUGACGUGUUUUCACGGUUAUUUAA
This is a messenger RNA of Physcomitrium patens, 2563 nucleotides long. RefSeq lists its product as uncharacterized. The record is from RefSeq and is a predicted model, not a curated record. Gene Ontology annotation, cellular component: transcription factor TFIIIC complex. Gene Ontology annotation, biological process: transcription by RNA polymerase III. Gene Ontology annotation, molecular function: protein binding. Lineage: Eukaryota; Viridiplantae; Streptophyta; Bryopsida; Funariales; Funariaceae.